This is a messenger RNA of Panicum virgatum (switchgrass), 1541 nucleotides long. Its product is annotated as bisdemethoxycurcumin synthase-like. The record is from RefSeq and is a predicted model, not a curated record. NCBI's taxonomy places the organism in Eukaryota, Viridiplantae, Streptophyta, Magnoliopsida, Poales, Poaceae. Gene Ontology annotation, biological process: polyketide biosynthetic process. Gene Ontology annotation, molecular function: acyltransferase activity, transferring groups other than amino-acyl groups. The transcript has 2 exons. Bases 48 to 1253 code for a protein of 401 amino acids.
AUCUCAUCCGGCUGCACUAGUUCAAGUGAAGAACACUCCCAUAGACCAUGACGACAGCUAAGGCCGGAAAUAUAAUGCAUCAGAGCCGCAGCAAGGAGCACGGGGAAGGCCCUGCCACCGUGCUCGCCAUCGGCACGGCGAACCCGUCGGGCGCUAUCGUACCCCAGGACAAGUUUGCCGACCAGUUCUUCCGAGUAACCAAGAGCGAUCACCUAACUGACCUCAAGGAAAGGCUAAAGAGAAUAUGCCAUAAAACAGGCAUAGAGAAGCGGCACUUCCACCUGACCGAAGAAAUUCUGCUUGCCCACCCGGAGUUCCUCGACAGAGAGCUGCCGUCCCUUGAUGCACGCAUCGACAUCGUUGCCACCGAGGUCCCCAAACUCGCGGAGUCUGCCGCGGCAAAGGCCAUCACAGAGUGGGGUCGUCCGGCCACCGACAUCACCCACCUUGUCUUCAGCACCUACUCCGCCUGCCGCGCCCCGAGCGCCGACCUCCAGCUGGCCUCGCUCCUCGGCCUCCGCCAUUCGGUCUGCCGCACCAUCCUCAGCCUCCACGGCUGCUACGGCGGGGGCAGGGCUCUUCACCUUGCCAAGGAGAUCGCCGAGAACAACCGCGGCGCGCGCGUCCUCGUGGCCUGCUCCGAGAUCACCCUCGCCUGUUUCAACGGGCCCGAUGGGAGCAACCUCGUCGGCCACGCAUUGUUCGGGGACGGCGCUGGCGCGGUCAUCGUCGGCGCCGGCCCCUUGGCUGCCGGUGAACGCCCGCUGUUCGAGAUGAUCUCCGCCACGCAGACGACGAUACCGGGGACCGAGUACGCGCUGGGCAUGCAAGUCACGGGAGGCGGCAUCGAUUUCCACCUCGCCAUCCAGGUGCCGAUGCUGCUGGGACAAAACGUCGAACGGUGCUUGCUCGACGCCUUCACUUCGGCGCUUGGAGAUGACGCCUGCGAUGUGACAUGGAACGACCUGUUCUGGGCGGUGCACCCCGGUGGCCGUCCUAUCUUGGAUAAGAUAGAGACGGUGCUCAAGCUGGAGCCUGAGAAGUUGGCGGCGAGCCGACAUGUGCUGCGCGAGUACGGGAAUAUGAGUGGCGCAACCAUAGUCUUCGUGCUAGAUGAGCUACGCCAGCAUAGGGAGGAGGAAGCCGACCAUGACCACCGGCUGCCGGAGUGGGGGGCGAUGUUGGCCUUUGGACCGGGAAUCACAAUCGAGACAAUGGUGCUGCACGCACCGCGCAAUCCCAAGGAAAAUUAGCAGGCUAAUUAUAUAUGUUAAAUCUCACGAUCUUGUUGCUAGUGCAUGCUAGUAAUUUGCAUGAUGGUGAACAAGUACUUGAGCUGUGUGUACGUGUGUGCCGAUUACCCGUGUGUGCAUAAUUUACUCUCCCAAUUGUGUGUGUUCUCCGUUCCAGUGUUCCAAAUAAAUUAAAGGUCUAUGUGUUAGAACUAUAAUAGUAAUAUGACCAUCUCCAUUUUUAUUUUCAAUGUUAAGCUACAGGAUUUGUAUCAGAAUAAGGAAAGACCAUGCAGUCUCAGGCUCUCA